This is a messenger RNA of Perca fluviatilis (European perch), 5458 nucleotides long. RefSeq names its product bromodomain-containing protein 1-like. Gene Ontology annotation, biological process: regulation of transcription by RNA polymerase II. Gene Ontology annotation, cellular component: MOZ/MORF histone acetyltransferase complex. NCBI's taxonomy places the organism in Eukaryota, Metazoa, Chordata, Actinopteri, Perciformes, Percidae. Gene Ontology annotation, molecular function: protein binding. The record is from RefSeq and is a predicted model, not a curated record.
UCUCACACAACCGCAUUGUUGUUGGGGGAAGAGAAGCUCGGGCAGCCGCUGAGCUCUGCCGCUUCUAACUGCUUCCGAACAGCCCUACAUUGAUCAGUAUUUAUCCUGAUCAACUGAUCAAUAACGCUCUGAAACUGGCUCCGUCGCCCUGGAUACCUGUCGGCCACUCUCAAGUUUAACUCGGUUCAGCGCGAGCCGCAGCCGCUGUUGGAUGAGCGGACUGAAUGUGGAUUUAACUGCCGCUUCGCUCCGCAGGCCGCACCGCCAUUGCUGCUGUUUUUAUAAGCUGAAUUCGUGAUAAUACCGAGGGUCUUUACGAUAUCAAGAUGAAGAAGAAGAGUCGACAUCACAGACCUUCGGUGCUGAAGAGGGACUCGUCUCCCAUCAAGCCGUCGCCCAACCGGGAGACGCUGACGUACGCCCAGGCCCAGCGGAUCGUGGAGCUGGAGGUGGACGGCCGCGUGCACCGGCUCAGCAUCUACGACAAGCUGGACGUCAUCGCCGACGACGACCCCACGGCGCAGGAGAUCAUGGAGUGCAACAGCAACAAGGAGAACAACGAGAAGCCCCAGCAGGUCCUGGUGCGCUCGGUGCGCCUCAAAAACAACCAGCAGAAGAAGAAUGCGGCGCUCGUGGCCUCGCACGCCAGCGCCGGCACCGGCACCACCACCACCACCGCCGCCACGCACGGCAGCACCGGCGGCCUGUUGGAGCCAAAGGUUAGAACGGUUGAAUACAACCUGCCGGUGGUGCCGAGGCGGCCGGCGGCGUACUUCAAGUACACGGAGCGGACGGAGGAGGAGCUGGACGACGAGGUGGAGUACGACAUGGACGAAGAAGACUACGCCUGGCUGGAGCUCCUCAACGACAAGAGGAAGAGCGAGGGCGUCAGCCAGGUGUCCUACAACCUGUUCGAGUUCCUCAUGGACCGCUUCGAGAAGGAGUCGCACGCGGCCACACAGGGCCAGAGCGACCUGCAGUCGCUGGUGGACGAGGACGCCGUCUGCUGCAUCUGCAUGGACGGCGACGGCGCCGACAGCAACGUCAUCCUCUUCUGCGACUCCUGCAACAUCGCCGUGCACCAGGAGUGCUACGGCGUGCCGUACGUCCCCGAGGGCCAGUGGCUGUGCCGCCACUGCCUGCAGUGUCCGUCGCGGCCCGCCGACUGCGUCUUCUGCCCCAACCGAGGCGGCGCCCUGAAGAAGACCGACGACGAGCGCUGGGGCCACGUGGUGUGCGCCCUGUGGGUGCCCGAGGUCGGCUUCUCCGACACGGUUUUUAUCGAGCCCAUCGACGGCGUCCGCAACAUCCCGCCGGCGCGCUGGAAGCUCACCUGCUACCUGUGCAAGGAGAAGGGCGCCGGGGCGUGCAUUCAGUGCGACAAGAUCAACUGUUACGCCGCCUUCCACGUCAGCUGCGCCCAGAAGGCCGGCCUCUACAUGAAGAUGGAGCCCGUCAAAGAAGUGACGCCGUCCGGCGGCGCCACCUUCUCCGUGAAGAAGACGGCCUACUGCUGCAGCCACACGCCCGAAGGCUGCGACUGCCGGCAGCUCAACAUCUACGAGGAGCCCCAUCCGAAAAACGGCGCCUGCCACAAGAGGGCCGACAAGAGGGGCAAGUCCCGGGCCAAGGGCUGGCACAAGAAGAAGAGUAAGAGAGGGGAGCCUGAACCAGAACCUGAACCUGAGACCCCCAACAGCUCUGGGCCCAGUAUCACUGCCUCAAGUUUCGACACCAUCCUGAACCAGGUGGCGGUCCAGAGGAAGCGGGUGUUUGUGGAGCGGGUGCUGAGCUACUGGGUGCAGAAGAGGCAGUCGAGGAACAACGUGCCGCUGAUCCGCCGGCUGCAGGCCAACCCUCACCCGCCCAAAGUCAAGCCGAUGGACCGCGCCGAGUCGAACCAGGCGCUGAAGGAGCAGCUGAAAGAGUGGCACCGCCUCCGCCACGACCUGGAGCGAGCGCGCCUGCUGCUGGAGCUCAUCAGGAAGAGAGAGAAGCUGAAGAGAGAGGAGAUGAAGCUGCAGCAGUCGGCGCUGGAGGGCCAGCUGACCCCCUUCAACAUCCUGCUGAGAGCCGUGCUCAGCCAGCUGCAGGAGAAGGACCAGUACAGUAUCUUCGCUCAGCCCGUCAACGUCAAGGAGGUUGCGGACUACCUGGACCACAUCAAGAACCCCAUGGACUUCUCCACCAUGAGGAAGCGCAUCGACGCUCACGAAUACCGCAGCCUGGAGGAGUUCGAGGCCGACUUCGACCUCAUCAUCUUCAACUGCAUGAAGUACAACGCCAAGGACACGUUCUUCUACAAGGCAGCUCAGCGGAUGCAGGACCACGGCGGAGCCAUCCUGCGCCGGGCCCGCAGAGAGGCCGAGCGAAUCGGCUUCGACUUCCCCAGCGGGCUGCACCUGCCCGAAGCCCCAAAACUGGAGACGCCACCCCCCUUCUCCUGGGAGGACGUGGACCGGCUGCUGAGCCCCGCCUACCGCCGGCUGACCCCUCUGGAGGAUCAGCUGAAGGCGCUGCUGGAGAAGCUGGACCUGAGCACGGCCAUGAAGCACAGCCCGUCCCGCAGCAAGAGGCUCAAGCUGCUCAAAAACAUCAUGGAGGUCCGCAGCGAGCUGAGCCUGAAGAAGUCCCUCCGAACGCCGCCACCCGCCCCCCCGGAGCCAAGCCCGCCCCCCGCCGAGUCCGAGCAGAAACCACUACCCGAACCGCUGGCGGAGCCCCGCACGCCUCCGGAGGAGAAGCCUUUACCUCCGCCAACGUUAGAGCUGCUAACCUCACUGUCGCAGCUCGGCAGCUCGCCCGCUGCCUCGGAGCCGCCCCCUCCGAAGGCCGCCAAACCCAGCACGGACCACGCUCCCGCGGAGCUCGGCGGCGACACCGACACGUCUACCUCAGCGCCCGCGCCUAACGGGCACGUGCUUCCCAACGGCGUCAUCCACACCGAGGCCUCCGGCGCCUGCAACCGACGGAACAACGUCCUCUUCCGCAAGUCCAAGAGCGCCAGCCCCCAGAAACCACCCAAGACCCAGGAGGCGCCGGCUGUGUCGCCGCUGCCCCUGGGCACCAAAACCUUCCUGUCGGUGGUGAUCCCUCGACUGGAGACGCUCCUCCUGCCGAAGAAACGAACGCGCAGCAGCAGCGCCGAGGAGGACGAGGAGUCGCCGAUAAAGCGCCUCGGUACAGGAAUAGCAAACGGUUUCGUGGUGGAGGAGGAGGAGGAGGAGGACAUCUCGCCGUCUCCCCGCCUGCUGGAGCCUCGCCGCCGCUGUGCCUCCGAGUCCAGCAUCUCUUCCAGCGGAAGCGUCCUCUGCAGCACGAGCACCGUCAUCGUGUCUAAAAGCGGUAAAGGGCGGUCGCCGGCGGCCCGCCGGAGCACCGUGGACGACAAAAGCACCCUGGUGGCCUGCAUCGAGAACGGAGAGUUCCCCAAAACCGCAAAGAUCUCUCCAGAGGUGUGGAAGCCCUCGGCUGCUUGUCCAUUUGUUCUGGAGCCUCUUAAACUAGUUUGGGCUAAAUGUAGUGGAUAUCCCUCCUACCCCGCCCUGAUCAUGGACCCCAGAGCGCGGAGGACGGGGUGUCAGCACAACGGGGCGGAGCUUCCCCAGCCGCCGCCGGACGUUCUCAAAGCCGGAGAGCGGAUGCAGUUCAGGUCCGCAGAGAAACUCUUCCUCGUCCACUUCUUCGACAGCAAGCGCAGCUGGCAAUGGCUUCCUAAAUCCAAGAUGGCUCCCUUCGGGGUCAACCAGUCGCUCGACCAACUCAAGCUGACGGAGGCUCGCUCCUCCUGCAUCCGAAAAGCUGUGCGGCUCGCCUUCGACCGAGCCAUGAACCACCUGAACUGUGUCGGCGGCGGCGGGCCGGAGCCGAGCACCGGCCUCGCCGUCACAAACUGAACCCUUCUUCCCCCUCCUCCCCCCCCCCACACACUUACGAAAUCCUCUCCAUUAUCCAUCUCUCGUCUUUUAGCUUUGUCUUUUGAAAACCAUCGCAACAGAGACGCUCAGUUUCUGCCUCAUACGCACAACAAACACACACAUACUUGUCAUGUUUACCAUUUCCUGCAAACUGGAACCACAUCGUUUUCAUGUCACACACACACACACACAUACGCACACACACACACACACACACGUGUCUGUCCUCCCUCCCCCCCCCCUUGUCCGAAAUACUGUAGCUUGUGACGUCCAUCUUGUUUUGUCAAAAAGCUAUGCAACGAAAACGACUCGGUUAGCGGGUGCAAAAAGUAGAAAGAGAGGGAGAAGAAAAAGAAAUUCAAACCUGGGCUGUGAGGACUGAAAAAAAUCACAGGUCGAAGCCUGUUGAAUGUGUCAGUUUGACCUCUGACCUCCUUAAAAAUGUGCUGCAAGACUGCUGCAACAAUCUCACUGCCAUGAAAAUGUCCAUCAGUGUGCGCGUGUGUGCGACUGCAGCAGCUCCUGUAAAUAUCCUGUACAAGGCCUGACACUAACUUAUUCACUCCCUCAGUUUGUUCUUUUUUUUGGUACAUUUGGUGUUCACAUAUUUAUACGGUCGGAGGUGACGAUCCACUGACGGUGUCGGUGUUUCUGCUGGUGCUAUCUCUACACAGAGAAAAAAAACAACAAACAUGCAUAACUGUAACAAACAUUUUUAUUUCAGCUCCUUUUUUUUUACGGUUUUUGUAAGUUAUUGAGUUCUCAAACUUCGAGAUCUCUCGUCUUUGGCAUUAAUUGUUUUUGUGUGUUUGCAUCAUUUUUUUUUUUUUACCUGAAUGUUUUUACUGGACUACUUUUUUUUUUUUUUUUUUUUUCUUCAUUUGUACAUAUUUAUAUAAAAUCUAUAUAGAUGCUCUCAAAGUUUAAAAUGCCUAAAGUGCAUCAUUCACACCGAAACCAAAAAAUCUGCUGCCCACAAGUUUCCCACUAAUUAUUAUUUUUUUUUUUUACAGUUUUUCAGGUUUUUAGCCUUUUUGUUUGUGUGCUGUGAUGAGUUCAAGUCCUCCUAUAAAACAUCACAGAAUCAUCUUUUCCACCCGAUCGGAGCUACAGGCGGCUGUAGGAGAGAAGAGAAUGUGCCUGUACUAAUUUAUUGUAAAGCAGAAAAUGUAUAUGCAUUACUUUAUAGAGAGAGUAUUGUAAGAAAAAUACUGCGGGCACACGAGGGGGGGCCAAAUGUAGAGGCCCUUUCCUCCUCUUCUGUUUUGUGAGUUUUUAUUUUUUUGGAUUAUUAAUAGCAUUAAAUCUGAGAGGUGAGGUGAUAGUGUUGAUGUUUUAUUUGGGCAGGGUAGCAAUGGGUAGACUUCCUGUUUUGUUUGGCCCCUCUGGAUGUGGAUGUUGUGUGUAAAUAGAUUUGGUACUUUAGCUGAUUCUCUGGGAAAAACCACAGUUAUAGCCAACGGGAGCGGAAACCAGCCGACAGCAGGUCGGGAUUUUUAUACUAAAACACUGAAAAAUUAAAUAUGUUAUUGAAUCACUGA